AUGGUGAAUUUGAAAUUGGAGGUCAGGGUCUUCCCAAGGCAGCAGACCACUAGCCGGAGUCGGUUUCCCACACUCAUUGCGAACGACGAGCGCGGUAUCGCAGACCCCUCACCGUGGAAGGAAUACAUUUCUUUCUGGUUACCGCUCAAGGAUCCAGAGGGUACGAGCUUCGGUGAGCUCUGUUCAAUCAUCACAGACAAGUGGAGAAGCAUCAAGCCCGAUGAAGAACCUCUGGCGAUCCAGAAAUUGGUCGACGAUGCCAAGCCCUCGGUCUUUCUGGAGCCCGAUCUGUCCGUCGCCAGCAUAUUUAUCGACGAGGGCAAAGCCCGUGCAGACGGCUAUGAUCAAUAUGGUGUUGUUCGCGUGAUCCAAACGCCUUCCCAGGGCCGCGCCCAACGAUUCGGAUCCGUGGUUCAUGACUGGGACAGCACCGCGACAGAAGCGAAGCGGAGACUGUCUCAGAAGAUGGAAGCCGUCAGCAAACAAAUUUCUCCGAUUGAAGAAGAAAACGACUCUAUGGAAGACGACUCCGUCAAGCGCCAACAUUGCAAUUUUUCACUCUCCUCCAUCGAAGAUGCCGCGAUCCCUGGAACUCCUCCUUUUGAUCACCAAGGCAGCGAAGAGCUCGGCGGUGACUCUCCAGGGGCACAGGAAUCACACCCAGAGUUACACCCCCGCAAACGAAAGCAAAGUUCGGAGCUGGAUAUGCCUGUCAAAGAGCCUCGACUGGGAAAUAACUCACGAGCCCAACCCGCACCCGAGAUGUCGGCCACCUCUACCUUUUCCACGAGUCCAGCACGACACCCACAAAUUUCAUCAUUUGCCAGUCCUCGACAACGGAGACCUGGUGUCCAAACCCCUUCUAGCCCCUUGAAGCGGGGUCUAGGGGUUGCUAUCACCAAAAGUCCUUCAGCGAUGCUCCACCCCGAGUCUAGUCAGAUUUCUUCCAAUGGCCUCCCUUUGCCUAGCAGUGCGCCUUCUCCAUCCUUGAACCGUGGCUCUGUGAUGGAAAGAUCGCAACCUUUACAGUCGUCCGCUUUACGCAAGAACCAUUCUCGUCACAACGACAACCGCCAGCCUGUUUCAUUCGUCGAGGCGGAUCCUUCUGCUAGAAGAAAUGAUGCAACGGCGACUCCUCAGAACAUUGCAAACAAUAUUUCUAUGUUAUCUGCCACACCAUCGAGCAGUCAAAUCGUCUACCCGUCUACAUUCACAGCCGAGAGGAUUCAAAGGAUGAAGGACGACGCGGAGAAGAAGUUCGGCUCUCCUGGUGAAGAUCGAGAUCAGAAGGAAGACAACGAGGCCAAGAGACAGGCCGAAAAGAAACGAAAGAAUAAGAAUGAGGUUCAAAAUCAAAAAGGCCUGAAGGCUGAAAGGAGCCAAGAUCUGGCAAGCUCCGGGCAGAAAGACGCUGAGGAAGCUCGGAAAAUUCGGGAUAAAUUGCAAGAUCUCGAUGCUGACUCGCCAGCCCGGCAGAUCUUGGUCAAGCUAUUGGAUAACUAUGGCAUACUUGCGAAAGCAACCGCUACGAAAAGCUCUAGUGAAAGAAGGAAUUGCCUUAAGAGGGUCCGGCGCCUCGAAAACAAGUUGAGGCACUUGGAAAAUACAAGCACUCCUCCGACAGAGCACCCUUUACCUCAGUCAGCUUCAAAGGUGACGCGGUCGAUUCCAACUACAGCCCCUCUGACAUCCCAAGACAAUGAUACAACCCCAUCUGCCAAAACCCGAUCCUAUACCCAUUCAACGCCUGUGCCGUCUGUCGUGAUUCCGGUUGCAUCUCCUGGCAAAAAGAUGUCGGAUGUCAAUACUGGACCCGACUCUUCUGACAUACCCGCCAAAAGUCCAGGGCAGGAAGUGAUUGUUGCAUCCAGUUCAUCGUCUGACUAUGCAGAUGCCCAUCAAAAUGCAGACGAUGAGCAAGGCAGAAACGGAGAAGAACAAGAUGAGUCUGGCGCGGAACAAGAGGCCCAACGGCAAGUGCAGGCUGAAAUGCAGCUCAGCGGUUCUGGAGAGUACUCCUCUGAAGAAUCCGAGGCCCAGGAGGCCCAGCAGCAAGUUCAGACUGAAAUGCAGCUCGGUGGCUCUGGAGAAUACUCUGCGAGAGGAUCUGAUGAAGAAUCUGAGGAACAAUCCGAGGAAGAAGCCGGGGAUGAUGCUCCGAGAAAUACCACAGACGUGUUUAUAGAUGGCGAGGCUGAAUCGGAGUCCGAGUCUGAGUCUGAGUCUGAGUCUGAUGAUUCCGUGAAAGGGCCGAACUCUAAGUAA
Messenger RNA from Penicillium atrosanguineum, 2265 nucleotides. RefSeq lists its product as uncharacterized. Lineage: Eukaryota; Fungi; Ascomycota; Eurotiomycetes; Eurotiales; Aspergillaceae. The record is from RefSeq and is a predicted model, not a curated record. The transcript has 2 exons. Bases 1 to 2265 code for a protein of 754 amino acids.